UACUCCACCGCAGUCAGACAUACUAUUUGGACCCGCCCUCAGCACUGAUUCCAUCAGACAGAUUCAAGUUCUUUAUCGAAGUCCUUGCGCCUUACCACUGGCAGUAGUCUAGUGCUUUAUUCUCAGUUGUCGCCAUGGGGGACAGCGAUACUGACUCUUCCGCAGAUUCCGAGGGCCUUGAGGAAGGGGAGGAGCCCAGCUCCCUCACUUUCCGCACUGAUGGUGGCUGGCUAAAACGCUUCUUUGACUCGGCCUUUUUCUGCGAGUGGAUUGCCGUCACGUACCUUUUCAAGUAUGUUUGGACAAGACGUUUUCGUCGGAAGGUCGAAUGAAGUACUGAGCAACUUGUUGUUUCUGUUUCAGGCACCAGAGCGGCGGCGUGCGAGACUAUUUGUGCGACAGAAUGUAUUCGUUACCCUUGGAAGGAGUUCAGGAUUACUUAUUUCAAAUUUGCUACCUCGCUGUUCACAAGCCAAGUCCGUCUCUCGAGAAGUAUACUACUGAUGUCUGCUCCCAGUCUCUGCAUUCGUUUCUUCGGGUGUACUGGUUUUUGUCGGCUGAGCUCGCUGAUCGACCCAAUGAUCUGUCCGUUGCCAGCAUUCAAUCCAGAUCUUACGAGGCUACCAUGCAGGGUGUGGUUCCUAGCCUAAGAUGUCCCAGACCACCACGGGUUUCGUUCUUCGGACGUCAGAACGUGUUUCAGCUCAUGUCAUCAGCCUCCAGGCGUUUGCUUCCCCUCCCUUCUGCCUCUCCGAGCGCCACCCAUACCUUUGAUGGGAAGAACCCCAUUCUAGCAGUUGCACCGAGCUAUGUCUGGGGAAGAGAAGCUCAGCAACCAGCAUCCAACGAACUGCCACCUCCCAAAAGCGCUGACUCUGUUCCGUCUCUUGAGGAUGACCCAAGCACAGAAACGAGCCUCAAGUCCGAACCGAGUGAUGUUGUCGUCACGCAUGAGUCAACAUUCUGGCGUUUCCUCCGUGAAAGGAGGCUCGGCACUCCUACUACUGACAGCAACCAGUCCCGUUCAGACAACAACACUGGCUGGAGCUUUCUGGGGGGAAGAAGGGAGGCAGUGUCAACCAUUGUGGGGGAUCUUGGAGCAGUUACAGAAGCUGAUGAAACGCAUGCAGAGGACGGAGAGAGUGGGGCUUGCAGCCCAUCGCUGAACCAAGGAAGACGCAAUUCUGGAGGUGAAGCAAGAAAAGCUGGAGUCAUGAGACGGCUCUUCGCAUUGGAUGGCAAUGGGGUGGAAACUCUUCAAGUUGCGGAUAAGAAUGACACCUUUUUUCAGCGGAUAUUUGGGGAGCCGUCAGAGCGAGCGGGACCGAGCUUGUUGGAUGGAAGCACGAAAACAUCUUCAGCAGCGGAGUCACGUGAAACAGCUGUGGAUGAUUGUUUUUGUGUUGAAGCAGGAGUCGUUACUGCAGCCGACACAAGCACAGCAUUUGUUGGAGGAAGCGGUCAAGGGCUAGUAGAGGAGGAAAUCGGUGCAGCUUCUGAUGCGACUUUUGAACAGUCUCCUUCGCAGAGCUCAACAGAAGCUGACUCCGUUGGGAGGCCUGUUUUCAAAGACAAGCUAACAACGGAUCUCACACAAACUGAUGGUGGAGAGGGAGAGUCAGCGGAUGGCGAAAACAGCUUGCUUAAGUGGAUGUCUUGGAAAAGAUCUGGUGGCAUGAGCAAGGAGGCAGUGACUCUGAUCGGAGGAGACAAGCACAGAAAGGAGUCACAGUCAAAAGAGAACGUUGGGAGUGAGCACGUGGGACUUCUGGGUCACAUUCUGCACAAAAAGACAGAAUGUGUUGAUUCUGUUAAUGACGCAGUCGUCUCUGGUUGUCCUGAGGAGCAGUCUGAAGGAGUUCAACAGAAGGACAUGCAACAGCAUCAAGAAAAAGCCGGCCCUUCCAGCAGCAGCACAGUGCUCAAGGUUCUGGUAGCCACUGCUGCAGAUGCCGCCUCUGGAGUGGUUGCCACUGCUGCUGGUGCUGCUGGUGUUGUUGCUAAUGCUGCUGGCGCUGCGUCCGGUGUUGUUGUGUCUGCAGCCGGUGCAGCUUCUGGAGUGGCUGCCACAGUCGCUGGUGCAGCAACAGGGGCGAGGUUGCUAGUGGGGGAGGCUGCGAGCCAAGCAGUCAGCAUGGUUCCCAAGAAUGCUCUUCGGCGAAAGGCUUCUCAAGAUGUGAGCAGUACCGUCUUCAGACCAGAGCCGGAAUUAGGGACUGGUCAAGAUGACGUGAGCCUUGAACACAUGGCAAGCCCUGAGCACGGGUUGCACCAUGUGAUUCAAGUUCCUCGAAGCGACACUUCAAGCUCUCAGGCCUCUCCAGCACAACUAGCAGACUCAUUGAAGAAGGGCGCGUGUGCAGCAGUGGAGGGCAGCCAUGGGCAGGACAAGAGGGCUGUGGUCAAGGCAUCCCCUGGAUUCAUGCGGAGGCUCUUCAAAGACAGACCAGAGGAGGAGCCCAAGGAUCCAUCGUUCCUCAACCUGAAUGCUGCUGCCACAACCUCUCCUGGAGGAAGCCAUAUCCCGGUCGUUGAUGCACCACUGCCCCAAAAAACAAGUGCCCUCCGCAGCCUCUUCAGCACACCAACGUUCUUUGCCUCUGGAGUUACUAAAGCCAAAGACAUGGCAGCAGAGGGCGGUCAGGAGGCUCCGCAGAGCAUUGCAGAGCAGAUUGCAAGCAGGGUUGGCUCGCUCAGGAGCUUAAGUGGCGGCUGGAAUCCUGAGCAUGCGCCAUCCACUUGCCAUGAGCCAGCCGCUGAUUGUGGGGCUGCAGACCACCAGCCAUUCAAGGGGGCAGUCGUCGAAGCUGAUGUGCAACCACAAGCAGCAGAGCCAGCUGCUACUCUGGAGCCCCUCGAGGCUAGUGACUCCGAUGUUCGGCUGAGCUCUGCUGGGGUUGAUGACGCCAGUCUUCUCACUGCAGGAGUGGUCAUCGAGCAGGCACGCCCUUCUUCCUCUCCCCAGAAGCAACCUGCUGCAAGUCCAAGCCCCUGGUCUCUGCGAGCAGAGGGACUCUUCUCCGCACUCAAAGGAGGAGCCAGGAGCAGCUCAAACCAAGCAGAGACACCGCUGGGGCGUGGGGAAAAGGAGGGUGUCUCUAUUGUUGAUAGCGGGGCGUCUGCUUCUCCUCAGACCGAGGAUUCAUUGGAGGGCCUGUAUGGCGGGCCAAAGCUCCCCAAGCAUCCAUCGUUCAGCAUCAGGAAGAGCACUGUUCUGGCCACGCUGGACUUCGUGAAGGCUCUUGGAGACAUCUCGUUUGGGCUGGUGGAUGUGUUUCCCAACGAGGACAGGCAGACCGCGCUCAGGGAGUCACUUGCAGAGCUCAACGCACAUCUCGCAGGCAUGCUGGCGAACGAGGGUGUGUUCUUCCCCAUGGGCAAGGGGUGCUUCAGAGUGGUGAGGCUGCUGGAGGACGAGGCUAUGCUUAUGAGCUCACGGGACAGAGUGCCCUUCAUGCUGCUCCUCGAAGUCCUCAACUGCCUCCCCUUGAGUGCACGCAAGGCCAGCACAGCACACGAGGGCAUGAAGCCAACCAAGACAGGGAUUCCCCUGGCAGCCAGUCAGCCCCUGCCCAUGCGCCCUCCGCCCUGGGCCCUGCACAUGUGGAGCCAGGCGCGGCCUGCCUCUCACAGCGCACAGGACGCCCCUUUGGGUCUGUCACGCACACUGUCAGACGUGGCCCUGGACCGUGCUAUGGCCAGCAUGUACUCCCGUAUGCGCCUCGUGCAGGUCGGACUCGAUGUCUGCAGACGACCUCUCUUCGCCUCUGCCGCUGCUGCUGCUCCUCCUCCUGCUGCUGCUGCUCCUUGUGGCGCUUGCACCACAGGCAUCCAGGGUGAAGGACAGCAGACUGCAGCAGGUGGAGCAACACUGGUGGGUGCUGCCGGCAGCUCUAGUCCAUGUGCAGGCAGCUCCCCUGUGACGUCCAGCAGUGACAUGGAGAAGGGUGGGCAUGCAGGGGAUGCAGAGUGGGAGGAGCAUGUGAGUGUGAGGCUGGUGGCGGUGCCAGGAGUGACUCUGGACGACCUCACAGGGCUGGAUGCUGUCAGCCUCUCCCGUGGCCGAGCCAGAGUGCCCAGCAGCCUUGCCAUUGCACAUGUCCGGGCAGUCACCCAUCAAGGCGAAGGGCCUCCUCCAGGCCUGCCUGUCACCAGCCCUUCGUCGGGAGUCGGCCCUGCACAGGAAAUGCUGGGGAAGCAUUCACUGGAGGAGAACUGGGAGAGCCGAAAGGCGAGAAUAAGGCAGUCGUCCAAGUUUGGCACCUCACCAGACUGGGACUUGCGGUCAGUGAUUGUCAAGAGCGGUGAUGACUGCAGGCAGGAGCACUUCGCCUUGCAGCUUGUAACACAUCUCUCUGACAUAUUCCAAGAAUCGGGGCUCCCACUGUGGCUAAGGCCGUAUGAAAUCCUCGUCACCUCAGGCAGCACUGCUCUCAUUGAGACCAUAACGGACGCUGUCUCUUUGCACGCUCUCAAGAGCCGCAACCCCCACAUCACGAGCUUACGGCAGUACUUCUGCGAGAAAUUCAAGCACGGCUCUCCUGAGUUUUGUAUGGCUCAGCAAAACUUUGUGGAGAGCAUGGCUGCCUAUUCUGUUGUCUGCUACCUCCUGCAACUGAAGGACCGCCACAAUGGCAACAUUCUUUUGGAUGAUCAGGGCCACAUCAUUCACAUUGACUAUGGCUUCAUGCUCUCCAACUCACCUGGCUCUGUCAACUUUGAAACAGCACCUUUCAAGCUUACUCGUGAAAUGGUUGAGGUUAUGGAUUCUGAUGCUGAUGGUUCUCCAAGCGAGGCAUUUGACUAUUUUAAGGUUUUGUGCAUACAAGGUUUCCUUACGAGUCGCAAGCAUGCAGAGCGCAUUUUGUUGCUGGUUGAGAUGAUGCAGCAAACCCGAUGCCCCUGCUUCAAGGCUGGCCAGCGAGUGCUGCAUAACUUGAGGAAGCGGUUCCACCUGACACUAACAGAGGAGCAAUGUGUCUCUCUAAUCCUGUCAUUUAUCAGCAAGAGUGUUGAUGCUUGGAGCACCAGGCAAUAUGACUACUACCAACGAGUGUUGAAUGGUAUUCUGUAAACACAGAUGUAAAUGCUCAGGGUUCAAUAUGUAAAAUGCAUUGUCAGUUGCUGGUACCGUAGCUUCUGAUUUGUUCACCAGUUGUGAAAUAAUUAUCAUGUACAUUU
This is a messenger RNA of Closterium sp. NIES-67, 5181 nucleotides long. The record is from the annotation of a GenBank genome assembly. NCBI's taxonomy places the organism in Eukaryota, Viridiplantae, Streptophyta, Zygnematophyceae, Desmidiales, Closteriaceae.